AUGUAUGGAGGCAGUGAAACCUGUAAUUCAUUAACAUCACAUCACGUUGAACAUGAUCUGUUGAAUUCAUCAACUUUUCACAAUGAUUAUCCUCGCUGCAUCAAUACAAUAAGAGUUUUUAAAAAUAAAAAUCAAGAUAUUUACUAUAAGUACGAUUUAAAAGAAAGCAUAAUUGGAACUGGUGCUAGCGGCGUCGUACGGUUGGCUGUUAACCGUUACACAGGUGAAUACUUUGCAGUUAAAACACUUACUACGGAUAUCCAUAACAACAAAAAAACUUCUAUGGCUCGAAACGAAGUUUUGACUUACCUUAAGCUAGAUCAUCCAUCAAUUGCUCGGUUAAUAGAUGUAUUUGAAGACGACGGCAACAUUAUUUUAAUUAUGGAACUUUCUUCUGGAAAAGAAUUGUAUGACCAUUUAAUUAGCAAGCAACAUUUACAAGAAAGCGACGUUAAACAGCUUGCCGUCCAAAUGCUCUCCACGAUUGCCUACUGCCACAGUCAAAAAAUUUGUCAUAGAGAUCUUAAACUGGAAAACUGGGUGUUUUCUGAUUUAGGGAAAAAAAUUCUAAAGUUAAUAGAUUUCGGUUUUGGUAGAGUCUUUUCCACAAUAAUUCCAAUGACAGCCAUGCACGGAACUGUUUAUUACGUUUCUCCUGAAGUUAUCGAUGGAUGUUAUCAACACAAAUGCGAUGUUUGGGCAAUUGGGGUCAUAAUAUAUAUGCUACUCAGUGGUAUGCCACCCUUUAACGGAAAUAAAGACAGUCAAAUAUUAGACGAAAUAAAGAACAACUCAUUCAAUUUCAAAAACAAAGUGUGGAAUGACGUGAGUGAUAAAGCCAAAUCUUUUAUCUCUUCUUUGCUUUGCAAAAACAUCGCGUUACGUCCUGACGCUGAAUACGCUUUGCAUCACCCGUGGCUAAGAAAUAAAGCAUCGUCUGCUGCACUGCCUAAAUCACAAUGUAAAAAAAGAUUUUUACAAUUAACCGUAACCUUUUCUGACUUGAUUAAUAAUGUUAGCUGA
Messenger RNA from Dermatophagoides pteronyssinus (European house dust mite), 1023 nucleotides. RefSeq names its product calcium-dependent protein kinase 3-like. The record is from RefSeq and is a predicted model, not a curated record. NCBI's taxonomy places the organism in Eukaryota, Metazoa, Arthropoda, Arachnida, Sarcoptiformes, Pyroglyphidae.